AUGCCAGUAAGUUUGAGGCCAUACAGGUACAACUACCACCAGAAGGAUGAAUUAGAGAGACAAGUGAAAGAAAUGCUUAUUAGUGGGGUAAUCCAACAUAGUCAAUCACGCUUCUCAUCACCUGCAUUACUAGUGAAGAAGAAAGAUGGUACUUGGAGCCAUUCCAUUGAUGACCACAUUCGCCAACUGAAAGUUGUUCUUGUCACUCUGAUGACUCACUCACUAUUGGCUAAGAGGUCUAAGUAUUCAUUUGGACCGCCACAAGUAGAAUACCUAGUACAUUUAAUCCCUAAGGAGGGAGUAGCUACUGAUCCACAGAAAAUCCAAGCUAUGGUUGAUUGGCCUAGACCUACAACACUCAAAUCGCUUAGGGGGUUCCUUGGUCUCAUUGGUUACUACAGAAGAUAUGUAAAAGGUUAUGGUACCAUUUCCAGACCUCUUACUGAUCUGUUGAAGAAAGAAUCAUUCAAGUGGAAUCCAGAGGCAGAACUAGCAUUUGAGGCACUCAAGAUUGCAAUGUCUUCUACACCAGUGCUACCCCUUCCAGAUAUUACAUAG
This is a messenger RNA of Solanum tuberosum (potato), 558 nucleotides long. RefSeq lists its product as uncharacterized. The record is from RefSeq and is a predicted model, not a curated record. The transcript has 2 exons. Bases 1 to 558 code for a protein of 185 amino acids. NCBI's taxonomy places the organism in Eukaryota, Viridiplantae, Streptophyta, Magnoliopsida, Solanales, Solanaceae.